Messenger RNA from Marchantia polymorpha subsp. ruderalis, 1612 nucleotides. The record is from the annotation of a GenBank genome assembly. NCBI's taxonomy places the organism in Eukaryota, Viridiplantae, Streptophyta, Marchantiopsida, Marchantiales, Marchantiaceae.
GCUUCAAGUCGGGUAGCGUUACACGCAUGGGGCAGGGCCUGGAGAAGCCAUGGCGAUGGCGCUCGUCGCAGGAGUAAAUGUGCGUCUCUGCUUUUCUCCGUCGGUUGGAGAUUUGGCUCGAAGAGUACGCAGUCCCUCAUCAAUUUCUUACCCACGUAAGUGUUGCGGGAUUGCUGUGCCACUCUGGUCGUUGCCUAGUUCACCACGGCCGCUGAGCAUAAUCAAUGCGGUACACCAUCAGCACACGUCCCAUUCCGUUCAUCUCCCUGUACAUUCCAACAGACGAUUCGCCGCCCCGGACACCAGGCGCGUGCUCCCAAUCCGAGCUCUUCUUGCGCUCUCGGUUGCAGCGGCACUCGCAUUUCUUCAACGUAAGCAGCAGCGGGUGCAACUAGUUAGAUCUAGAAUCUUAAUGGCCGGGAAAGACGACGAUUACGUAGCGAGCGCUAUGAUGGCGAAGCGGGAAGAAUCUGCUGCAACUAAGACGAGAAGAAUCGAUUCUCACUUGCAUGUUUGGGCAUCGCCGAAAGAGGCCAAUGAAUUCCCCUAUUUUCCAGGUCAGGAGCCGACAUUACCAGGGAAUGUGGACUAUCUUUUAGAGAGCAUGGAAGAAGCGGAAGUAGAUGGAGCGCUCAUAAUUCAGCCCAUCAAUCACAAGUUUGAUCAUAGCUAUGUCUCCAGUGUGAUUAGAACGUAUCCAGGCAAGUACGUGGGCUGCUGCCUCGCCGAUCCAUCCGAAGGUGGAGGUGGCGUCAGAGAAAUGGAACGGUUGAUUGCCGAGGAAGGUUAUAGGGCUGUUCGUUUCAAUCCCUAUUUGUGGCCAGCCGGGGAGAAUAUGACGAAUAAAGUUGGGAAGGCUAUGUUUUCUAGAGCUGGUGAAUUAGGAGCUGUAGUGGGUUUCAUGUGUUUCAAAGGCUUGAUGCUGCACAUCGAUGAUAUCGAGGAGCUGUGCUUAGAAUUUCCAGCGACUGCAGUGAUGAUCGACCACUUCGGGUUCUGCAAACCAGCCCAGAGCAAGGACGAGGAGGAAGCGUGGAGACGAUUGCUAUCGUUGGCUAGGUUUCCCCAGGUGUAUGUGAAGACUAGCGCUUUUUUCCGGGUGUCAAGGCAGUCGUUUCCCUACGAAGAUACCUGGCCAUUGGUACAACAGCUGGUGGACGCUUUUGGAGCGAAGAGAGUACUUUGGGGAAGUGAUUUUCCGUUUGUUGCCGCUGAGUGUGGUUACACGAAAGCUUGCCAAGAACUUCCUUCUAUAAUGGCGUCCAAAUUGCGACUAUCCUCAGAGGAUUGGGAGUGGGUUUUGGGCAGAACCGCUCUCCAACUUUUUGCUGGUGCUUGGCAGGAGUCCAACCUAGUUUCAUAGCUUGACAGCACCUCUGUCAGUCUCAUAAUUCGUAUGCUAUUGUCCUCAAUUGACCCAUUACAAUUAUGUAUCUUCUAGCUUUUCUGUCCACAGAUUUAAGGCCUGAUUGAAAAACGAAUUCGAGGUUCUUCGUUACAGAGCUCGAACAUCAACAAGAUUCAUCCAUGAAUCUCGGGAUUUUUUCGAUAGAAUUCCUGCAACGUAUGUAUUGCUUGUUUCCACAGCAGCAUCGAAGACCUCGAUCGACAG